Messenger RNA from Durio zibethinus, 729 nucleotides. RefSeq names its product RNA polymerase II transcriptional coactivator KIWI-like. Gene Ontology annotation, biological process: positive regulation of transcription initiation by RNA polymerase II. NCBI's taxonomy places the organism in Eukaryota, Viridiplantae, Streptophyta, Magnoliopsida, Malvales, Malvaceae. The record is from RefSeq and is a predicted model, not a curated record. Gene Ontology annotation, molecular function: transcription coactivator activity; DNA binding.
AAAAAAUAAAAAAAAAAAUGGUGUUGAUUGCGGAGCGUCGUUAGCAAGUUUUAAAGGCAAAUAAAAAAGCGAGGGGGAGGUACUGAGUUAUUAAAAAAGAAGCUUGCAAUUUGCGAAGUAGAAAGCUAGUUGGUGAGAAUGUCGUUUAGAGGGAAGAGAAAGGACGGAGAGGAUCACGCUUCCGAAGAGCAUGAGGGCCACGCACCCACCAAGAAAGCCUCCAAAACUUCUGCUGCCGUCGACUCUGACGAUUCCGACGACAUCGUCGUCUGCGAGAUAUCCAAGAAUAGAAGAGUUUCAGUGAGGAACUGGAAUGGAAAAUUUUGGGUUGAUAUUCGUGAAUUCUAUAUCAAGGAUGGUAAACAAUUGCCUGGCAAAAAAGGUAUUGCUCUGAGUCUGGAUCAGUGGAACAUUCUACGGGAUCAUGUGGAGGAAAUUGAUAAGGCACUUGCUGGGAACUCUUAGGAAGUAGACAUGGUGUACCAUUUACAGAAGAUGAUGGGAGUCUAAGGUGUCAGGGCUUCUUUUUGUUUAUGCUGGAAAGUGAAGUUGCUGGUGGUCGAGGUUUUGUGUUUUACCAGAGGUCUAUAUUGACUUGGUUUUGAAGUUGCUAAACUUAAAGAUUUCAUUAGGCGGACCUCCCUUUUGUGUAAUGAGUUGUGUAGCUUUAGCUAUAAAACUAAUAUCUGCUGUAUCUUCAUGUUGGAUGAUAUUAACAUGAUCAGUAAA